UAACUAUCUUUAAUUUUCACCAUGGAGCACACCACCCUCCAAGAACUCCAAAGACCAGCCCAAACGAAAAGCUCCAACUCGCAAUAAUUCACCAAGAACCGAUCCAUCUUCUUCCUCCUCCCUCCAUUUCCAUCCAUCCAUCCAUCCAUGGCGAUGCCACCGCUGCUGCACACACCGUAGCGCCUCCAUUUCAUUCACAGGCAUGUACAUGGGCUAGCUCUAGCUCAAGCUCACUGGGAUCAAUGGCGGCGGCGGCUGCAACAAGGCGGCUCGAUACCGUUUGCCUUCUCCUCCUCCUCCUGUGCUGCAGCUGCUGCUCGUCAAUGGCGAGCGGCGGCAGCAGCAGGGAGGAGCAGGAGGAUGACAGGGUGCCGCGCCUCCCGGGGCAGCCGGCGAGCCCCGGCGUGUCGCAGUUCGCCGGCUACGUGGGAGUGGACGAGCAGCACGGCAGGGCGCUCUUCUACUGGUUCUUUGAGGCGCAGGCGACGCCGCCGUCGUCGUCGGAGAAGAAGAAGAAGCCGCUCCUCCUCUGGCUCAAUGGAGGACCUGGCUGCUCUUCCAUUGGCUAUGGAGCUGCAUCAGAGCUAGGGCCUCUCAGAGUCGCGGGACAAGGAGCAGCACUAGAGUUCAACCAGUAUGGCUGGAACAAAGAGGCUCACCUCCUGUUCUUGGAAUCUCCUGUUGGGGUUGGCUUCUCCUACACCAACACAUCCUCUGACCUUACCAACCUUAACGAUGAUUUUGUAGCUGAGGAUGCGUAUAGUUUCCUGGUGAAUUGGUUCAAGAGAUUUCCUCAGUACAAGGACAAUGAGUUCUACAUCUCAGGGGAGAGCUAUGCAGGUCACUAUGUGCCCCAACUUGCUGACCUUGUCUAUCAGAGGAACAAGGACAAAAGGGCCAACUCAUACAUCAACCUCAAGGGGUUCAUUGUAGGCAACCCUCUCACCAAUGAUUACUAUGAUUCAAAAGGAUUGGCUGAAUAUGCCUGGAGCCACGCAGUCGUGUCGGAUCAAGUUUAUGAACGCAUCAAAAAGACUUGUAACUUCAAGAACUCUAACUGGACUGACGAUUGCAAUGCUGCAAUGAACAUCAUCUUCAGUCAGUACCAUGAGAUCGACAUAUACAACAUUUAUGCCCCAAAGUGCCUUCUAAAUAAUACAUCAGCAUCUUCAGGCGAUCGUGAAUUCUUCGCAAAUGACCAGGAACAGUUUAAGAGGAGGAUAAGGAUGUUUUCAGGCUACGAUCCAUGCUGUUCAUCCUAUGCUGAGGACUACUUCAAUAAGCAUGAUGUGCAAGAAGCAUUCCAUGCAAAUGUCAGUGGAUUGCUUCCAGGGAAGUGGCAAGUCUGCAGUGACCAAAUCCUCAACUCCUACAAUUUCUCAGUACUUUCCAUCCUACCAAUAUACUCCAAGCUCAUCAAAGCAGGGCUAAGAGUUUGGCUCUACAGUGGUGAUGCUGAUGGUAGGGUCCCGGUUAUCGGAUCUCGGUACUGCGUUGAAUCACUGGGCCUACCGAUCAAGACCGACUGGCAAUCUUGGUACCUUGACAAGCAGGUUGCAGGGAGGUUUGUGGAGUACCAUGGCAUGACAAUGGUGAUAGUCAGAGGAGCAGGUCACCUGGUGCCCCUCAACAAGCCUGCUGAAGGGCUUGUGCUGAUCAAUGCCUUCCUCCAUGGUGAGCAGCUUCCGACAGGUAGACGAGAAUGAGAUGGAUGGGCUGCUGAGGUCUUUUGGGGUACAAGAUGGCAUCAAUACCGAAUCUCGUUGGAAGUUUUUAAUCGGAUGGAUUUGAUAUGGCACUGUCUAAAUCCAUUUUAAGAGUGUCCAAAAUUGUAAAGGUAAAUUUUAAUUUCUAACGAUCGACUUUUAAGCGUUUUCUUAAUUAAGAGAACUGCAUGUAAAAAUUACCACAUUGCCACGGUCACUUCUCUCAAGGGACUGCAUAUGAAAAUCGAUUCUCACAUGUGGUUUUUAGACUA
Oryza brachyantha (malo sina) is the source of this 1978-nucleotide messenger RNA. Its product is annotated as serine carboxypeptidase-like 26. Gene Ontology annotation, molecular function: serine-type carboxypeptidase activity. Gene Ontology annotation, cellular component: vacuole. Bases 243 to 1706 code for a protein of 487 amino acids. NCBI's taxonomy places the organism in Eukaryota, Viridiplantae, Streptophyta, Magnoliopsida, Poales, Poaceae. The transcript has 10 exons. Gene Ontology annotation, biological process: proteolysis. The record is from RefSeq and is a predicted model, not a curated record.